This is a messenger RNA of Hibiscus syriacus, 1811 nucleotides long. RefSeq lists its product as uncharacterized. Lineage: Eukaryota; Viridiplantae; Streptophyta; Magnoliopsida; Malvales; Malvaceae. The record is from RefSeq and is a predicted model, not a curated record. The coding region runs from base 1 to 1578 and encodes 525 amino acids. The transcript has 8 exons.
AUGAAUCAAAAGCACCAUAACAUCAAAGGCAUCAAAGCCACUAAGGGGGUGUUUGGAUCAAAAAAUGAAAUCUACAUUCUCAUAUUUGUUGGUCGGGAAUCUCAUUCUCUUGCGAUAAGCAGAGCAAGCUAUAACGGUGUACAUUGUGAUCGAUCAUUGUUGGCAAACUUGCAUCAUUUGGCAGGACAAGAAAGUGGAGAUCAGAAUGAGAGUUCGAGUGGACCAGAUUCAGGUCCAGAUCUGAAAAAAGCUAUAAUUGUCCAUAAGCACAUUUCUCUCCAGAAAAGGAGGAAAAGCGAAAGGACUCAGGAUAGAAGGACUAGAUCUGACGCUUUGCUGAAGAAUCCUGAUAGGCGAAGACCGGCUUCAUUAGAUCUAAAUAAUGUCUCUGGUUUGUCUCCACGGUGGGGGGCUGUGAAUAAAAACUCGGUGGUGACGCGGAAAUUGGGUGCAUUUCCUAGUCCUGGGACACCCAAUUAUCAUCAUCACUCGAGCUUUGGGAUGCAGAAGGGUUGGAGUUCUGAGCGUGUUCCAUUGCACAACAAUGGUGGAAGUAGGCAGGGGAAUACUGCUGGGUUGUUGGCUUUUAACAAUGGAAGGACUUUGCCUUCAAAAUGGGAAGAUGCGGAGAGGUGGAUUUGUAGUCCUAUUUCUGUGGAAACUGGUGCAAGGCAAUCUAUUGUGGCUCCACAGAGAAGACCGAAAUCAAAGAGUGUUCCACUUGGUCCUCCAGGGAUUGCUCACUAUUCUCUGUACUCUCCAGGGAAUUUCAUGGUCGGUUCUCCUUUUUCCGCUGGCGCAAUUGCAGUUGAUGGUUUGACAACUCAUUCUCAUUACCAUGGUGGAGAAUAUGCUGUUCGGACUGAGCCUUGCAUGGCCCGUUACCUUUUCGAGGUAAAUGCCCAUCUUUAUCUAGCGAAAUUUCUGGAUGCAGAAGAAAAUCUUGAUGUCAAGGAUGCAACCACUGACAUUUCUCGAACUGUCUCUAGAAGAGACAUGGCAACCCAAAUGCGCCCACAGAGUAGUACCCACUCAUCUCCCAAAGAAAUGCCUUCUCUCUCGCCCUCCUCCUCAUCGGCUCUGCCUAUUAUGGAACUGUCAAACAUCCAUUCCUCUAAAUCAGAACUGAGAGAUGUGCCGGUAGAUGAAAGAGUCACCAUGACUAGGUGGUCAAAGAAGCAUAGCUCUCAAAACACUGGGAAGAGCACCGAAAUUGUUGAUGAUUGGAGAACAAAAGCUGUUGAUACUUGGACGACAACACGGGAUGUGACAGAGACGGGAAAGAGCAUUUCCAAGAUCAAAAGAGAAGCCAAAAUCACUGCAUGGGAAAAUCUGCAGAAGGCACAAGCUGAGGCAGCCAUAAGGAAGUUAGAUAUGAAGCUAGAAAAGAAGAGAUCGUCAUCAAUGGAUAAGAUAAUGAAUAAGCUAAGAUCAGCUCCGAAGAGGGCUCACGAAAUGAGAAGUUCGAUGCUGGCGAACCAGGCCCAUCAGGCAAAGACCUCGCAUAUGGCUAUAUCUUUCAGGAGAACCCGCCAGAUGGGUUCAUUGAGUGGUUGCUUCAACUGCCAUGCUAUUUAAUGCCUUAGCUAUCAGUUACUGGUUCAUUCAGACCAGAAAUGCUGGUUUGAAGAACAAAGAUCACUGGAGACAAUGAAUAUUGUACAGGAAGCAACUAUUACACCAACACAAAAUUGGUGUCGCUACAGUUUUGAUUGAAUGAAGCACGGCUACCUCCAUCAAAUCAGUGCAAGACCCCAAUUGUCAUGUCCUGGGACGACUUCCAUGGUUUCCUGAAUGUUUGACUAAUAAAA